This is a messenger RNA of Fibroporia radiculosa, 1665 nucleotides long. RefSeq lists its product as uncharacterized. Lineage: Eukaryota; Fungi; Basidiomycota; Agaricomycetes; Polyporales; Fibroporiaceae. Bases 1 to 1665 code for a protein of 554 amino acids. Gene Ontology annotation, cellular component: chaperonin-containing T-complex. Gene Ontology annotation, biological process: protein folding. Gene Ontology annotation, molecular function: ATP-dependent protein folding chaperone; ATP binding; ATP hydrolysis activity. The record is from RefSeq and is a predicted model, not a curated record. The transcript has 8 exons.
AUGUUUCAACGCGAUCCUCGCGCUGGUGCGUUCCUAGGAGGCGACAGAGUAUCUGGUCAGGACAUUCGGGAUCAGAAUGUACUUGCUGCUCAAACAAUCGCCAACAUCGUGAAAAGUUCACUAGGCCCAAUGGGUCUUGACAAAAUGCUGGUAGAUAACAUUGGGGAAGUCACGAUCUCAAAUGACGGCGCGACUAUAUUGUCUCUUCUUGCAGUAGAGCAUCCGGCGGGAAGAGUUUUUGUAGAUCUCGCUCAAAAGCAGGACAAGGAAGUUGGAGAUGGUACAACUUCUGUUGUGCUUAUAGCUGCAGAGCUCCUUCGACGAGCAAACGAGCUCGUGAAGCAAAAGAUCCAUCCAACAACUAUCAUUACGGGUUACCGACUUGCCUGCAGGGAGGCCUGUAAAUUCAUGCAAGAUCAACUGAGCAUUAAAGUAGACUCGUUGGGUCGUGAUGCUUUGGUCAAUGCAGCAAAGACUAGCAUGUCGAGUAAGAUCAUCGGGGGUGAUGACGACCUCUUUGCUCCCAUGGCAGUCGAUGCUAUGUUGGCAGUCAAGACUAUCAAUAGUCGAGGAGACAUCAAAUAUCCCGUAAAGGCGGUCAACGUGCUCAAAGCGCAUGGACGCAGUGCUCGAGAGUCUAUGUAUGUGAAGGGUUAUGCACUGAAUUGUACAGUGGCGAGUCAAGCUAUGAAGACUCGCAUCACAAACGCGAAGAUCGCAUGUCUGGACAUUAACCUGCAGAAAGCACGCAUGCAAUUAGGUGUGCAAAUCCUCGUGGACGAUCCAAAUCAACUAGAAGAUAUUCGCAGACGCGAGUCUGAGAUUACACUCGAACGCAUCCGCAAGAUUCUGGCUGCCGGAGCAAAUGUUGUGCUCACGACGAAGGGUAUUGAUGAUCUGUGCUUGAAAGAAUUUGUUGAAGCUGGUGCCAUGGCGGUCAGACGGUGUAGGAAAGAGGACCUGCGCCGCAUUGCCAAAGCUACUGGUGGAACUUUGGUGUCCAGUCUCGCCAAUCUAGAAGGGGAGGAGUCUUUCGAGCCAAGUUACCUAGGCACUGCAGAUGAAGUCGUCCAAGAGCGCAUCUCAGAUGAUGAGCUGAUUUUAAUCAAGGGUACCAAGGUGGUCAGUUCCUCGUCCAUUGUGUUGCGAGGUGCAAAUGAUUACAUGCUCGACGAAAUGGAGCGGGCGUUACAUGAUACUCUGUCAAUCAUCAAGCGGACUCUAGAGAGUGGGUCAGUCGUUCCCGGUGGAGGUGCUGUCGAGACAGCACUCUCAAUAUACUUGGAGAACUUCGCCACGACAUUGGGAUCGCGCGAGCAGCUAGCAAUUGCAGAGUUCGCGAGCGCCCUUCUCGUCAUUCCGAAGACUCUUUCUGUAAACGCUGCGAAAGACUCGACUGAUCUGGUUGCGAAAUUGCGUUCGUACCAUAAUGCUGCACAAAACGCUCCUGCGGGUGACCCGAAGAAAGUUCUCAUGCGGUAUGGCCUCGACUUACUCAACGGUGAAGUGCGGGACAACGUGACGGCAGGAAUCCUUGAGCCGACCUUGAGUAAGGUCCGGAGUCUGAAAUCUGCGUUUGAGGCUGCGGUAUCGCUCUUGCGCAUUGAUGAUGCAAUUCAGUGUGUCCCCGAGUCGAAGGGGGAAGCCGACCCUCAUGGCCACUAA